Molecule: messenger RNA, 471 nt
Organism: Sporothrix brasiliensis 5110
Lineage: Eukaryota; Fungi; Ascomycota; Sordariomycetes; Ophiostomatales; Ophiostomataceae
Exons: 1
Coding region: 1-471 (156 amino acids)
Source: RefSeq, a predicted model, not a curated record
AUGCAUUGGCACCACUCAACGCAAACCCGCUCUACCGGCGGUAUUCUGUCACCUAAAACACGCACUACCCGCACCACCCAUCGCCAUCACGGCCAUCACGGCCACCACGGCCACACCCAUCGCCAUGGCCUCGGUCUAAGCACCGCUGGCGCAACUACCACAACAGCCCGACGCAGUCCCGGCACCGGCCUCUUCCACCGCCGUGUCCACACGCCACGCACAAAGGUCCGCACAACACGCACUACGACACGCAGAACCGGCGGCGGCGGCGGCCUCUUUGGCACCAGACACCACCAUACCAAGCGGUCGCACGUGCUGCCCGUGGCGACAACAACACGCCGCAAGCCCACGGUGGGCGACCGCAUUAGCGGUGCCUUCCACAAGAUCAAGGGCUCCAUCACCGGCCAGCCGCGUGAAAAGGCUAUUGGCGACCGCCGCAUGCACGGCACCACCCGCCGGAGAAGAUGGUAG